Messenger RNA from Oncorhynchus kisutch (coho salmon), 3421 nucleotides. It is a transcript of the gene smpd1, whose product is annotated as sphingomyelin phosphodiesterase 1. Lineage: Eukaryota; Metazoa; Chordata; Actinopteri; Salmoniformes; Salmonidae. The transcript is spliced from 10 exons. Bases 416 to 2281 code for a protein of 621 amino acids. Gene Ontology annotation, molecular function: acid sphingomyelin phosphodiesterase activity. Gene Ontology annotation, biological process: ceramide biosynthetic process; sphingomyelin catabolic process. The record is from RefSeq and is a predicted model, not a curated record. Gene Ontology annotation, cellular component: lysosome.
GUACUGGCUCAUAAAACAAGGCAGUCAUCAGGCCAUUCGUCUGUGUUUGUUUGUUGUUCAGCAGUUUUAGGGUGUUAGACCCGAAGGUUGCGCUCUCGAUUCAGCAGCACUCGAGUUUGUCACUUAUCGAUUAUAUUUAUUGCAGCGCUGUAGACUUUUAUAAAGAGGGAAACAAAGCUGUCAUCACAGCGCUUCCUGGUUUUUUUAUUACAUCGGUGUCGCAACCAAACAGAACACAACAGCUGCGAAUGCAAACUUGGUUAUUGCGUGAUAGCUGACUAGUUAACUAAGCAACUAGAGGUUUUAGAAAAAAGCUAUUUGGAUGGUUUAUUUGUGUAACUUAUUUUUCAACUAUUGGACUGAAACAUUGUUUUGAAUCCCUUUCGGCGAGCUGACUUCGCUGUUGAGCAGAACAAUGCGCUUCGCACCUAUCCCCUGCGCCGUGGGGUUGCUGUGUUGUGUUCUGGUGUUGUGCUCGGUACCGUUGGGGACCUCGUUCCCCGUGCAGGACGAGGGGAAACCGGGCAUAACGUUUCUGGAAGAGGUCGGGCGUCUCCGGGUCGGGUUCAACUGGCGGAACCUGACCUGUCCGGUGUGCAAAGUCCUCUUCACCAUCCUGGAUGUCGCUCUGCUGAGUGACGUUAAUGAGGAACGUGUUGCGCGGGCUGUGGGUGAGGCCUGUAUCCGUCUCCAUCUGGCUGAAGAGCGGGUCUGUCGUCAAAUCACAGAGCUGUUCAGAGAUGACUUCAUCAGGGCCUUGCAACAGUCUCUGUUGUGGCCGUCGGAGGCCUGUGCUCUGCUGGUUGGGAGGUCAUGCGGACGCUUCGAUAUCUAUGCCCCCUGGAACGUAACCCUACCCCGGAUCCCCAAACCCCCAGUCACCCCGCCCUCACCCCCCAAGCCUGGAGCACCACAGAGCAGGGUCCUCUUCCUCACAGACAUACACUGGGAUCAGGAAUAUGCAGUGGGCAGCUCUGCUGACUGUAAGGACCCGCUGUGCUGUCGUAAUGAGUCUGGAUCUCCCAGCUGGAAUCAGAGAGCUGCUGGGUUCUGGGGCUCCUACAGUAAAUGUGACCUGCCCCUGAGAACUGUGGAGAACAUGUUGGAGAACGCAGCGCGAACUGGACCGUGGGACUGGGUCUACUGGACAGGAGACAUACCUGCUCAUAACAUCUGGUCUCAAACCAGGAAGCAGCAACUGUCUGAACUCACCGUAAUCACCAGACUGAUACAAAGACACCUAGGUAACUUGAAGGUGUACCCGGCGAUCGGUAACCAUGAGAGCACCCCGGUCAACAGUUUCCCCCCGCCGUUCGUCCAUGGCAACCGGUCGUCACGCUGGCUCUAUGACACCAUGGCCGAGGAGUGGGCGCCAUGGUUACCAGAACAGGCCCUGAAGACUCUUAGGCAUGGUGGGUUCUACACAGUAGAGGUCCAGCCAGGUCUUCGAGUGGUGUCUCUGAACAUGAACUUCUGUGCCAGGGAAAAUUACUGGCUGAUGGUCAACUCUACUGACCCUGCUAACCAGCUCCAAUGGCUGAUCCACAUACUACAGGCCAGUGAAGAGAAGGGAGAGAGGGCCAGUGACGAGAAGGGAGAGUGGGUCCACAUCAUCGGUCACAUCCCCCCUGGUCUCUGUUUGAGCAGCUGGAGUUGGAACUACUACCACAUCAUCAACCGGUAUGAGGGUACGAUUACGGGUCAGUUCUUCGGCCACACGCACAUGGAUGAGUUUCAGAUGUUUUAUGAUGAGGCGACGAUGACUAGGGCUGUGGGCGUGGCCUUCAUCGCUCCCUCCAUCACCACCUAUGUCAACCUCAACCCAGGUUACCGGGUCUACCUGGUCGAUGGUAACUACAAGGGAAGUUCCCGGUUUGUUCUGGACCACGAGACGUAUAUCUUAAACCUUACAGAGGCUAACCGACAGCCUGAAGGGGGGUUCUCCUCCCUGCUCCCCACCACCUCACAACACGCCAUCUUCCACCCUGACCCAAACCCCAAAUGGAUCCUCCUCUACCGUGCUUCCGACGCCUACGGCGUCUCAUCCCUGUUCCCGUCGGACUGGGACGGGCUGAUCAGGACCUUCCUCCAGGACGACCGUGUGUUUCAGCAGUUCUGGUACCUCAGACAUAAAGGCCAUGUGUCAGAGCCCUGUAUAGACGCCUGUAAGACAACCGUUGUCUGUUUCCUACGUUCAGGCAGAUAUGACGAGCUGGAGCAGUGUGACCUGUUGGAGUUCGGGGGAGAUAUGGUUUCAGCUGUUAGGAAGACACUAUGUUGAAUAGAGAUUGGGGAGGGGGGGGGGGGGGGGGGGGGGGUUGAUUAACUUUGAAUGUCGGUCAUGUUGUCACCAACUGUUCAAGACAUUGAAUGUGAUUCUGGGUAAGUGAAAUGUCAUGGAACACAGGUUGAACCAAAAGAACCAGACCAUCCAAUCAGUAUCUGCGUUGUCAGAGGACAUUUACUGCUAGUGAAUGUCAAAAUAAUGGGAAGGGGGGAGGGGGGGAAUGGUGUUUUCAAGUUGUUUUUACUAAGACAGAACAUUGAGUCUCUUCACUGAGGAGUUGAGUCCUGAAGUGUUCAUAGUGAAGUCUCCAAAGGGUUGCAUUGAUAGAGUUACUGCAUUCAUUUAGCCUAAUAGAUUUCAUCACAUUGCGACAGAGUUGAAGGUGUCUGCUUGCUCAGCCCGGGGCGUUUUCGGAAUGGCCUGCUCAGCCCGGGGUGUUUUCGGAAUGGCCUGCUCAGCCCGGGGCGUUUUCGGAAUGACCGGCUCAGCCCGGGGCGUUUUCGGAAUGACCGGAGGGGGGAGAGCGGCGGCUGGUGUUGAAAUCAAGUCUUGGUGUGAAGUUUUCCCCAGAAUGAGAUUGAUUCGACUUCAGUUGUUGCCUGUCGCAUCCACAUUAAUCUAGUUGCUUAGUUUCCAUUGAUGAACUGGUUACUGCGAUUAAGGCCAGGGUUCAAUCCAUUGUUGGCUAUGUGCCAUUUAAAAAUGUUUUUAAAAAAAAAGGUAAUUUUCUGAUUUUUGAGCUGAGAAAUAGAUUUAUGGUCAAUGCUGUCUCUCUCUGAACACGGGAACACUGCCGUUUUCUUAGAAGGUUUUUCUGAGAAGGUGCAUAACUGACUGAUCAGAAUCUCGGAUCUUAAUUUUCUGGUUUUGUCUGUUUUAAGAACUCACCUUGGUGUCCAGAUUUGAUUAUUGUACCAUUGUCAGCUCUGUAUUUGUCUUCAGUGAGUUUUCAGUGAGUUGUUUGCACAUGUUGUGAAAUGAAUAUACUGGUGAUUUUCAGAGUCUACACCAAUACCUUCCACUCUCAUUCAGCACUUUAAUUUCUAGUGUGGAUUGUCCUGUGUGUAACAUGUCUGUAAUUAUUAAAAAGAUGAACAUUUUUGUGAAUAAAGAUGCAUUUUGAGAUUUACUUAA